This is a messenger RNA of Lycium barbarum (goji berry), 543 nucleotides long. RefSeq lists its product as uncharacterized. The transcript has 2 exons. The coding region runs from base 1 to 543 and encodes 180 amino acids. NCBI's taxonomy places the organism in Eukaryota, Viridiplantae, Streptophyta, Magnoliopsida, Solanales, Solanaceae. The record is from RefSeq and is a predicted model, not a curated record.
AUGGCUAAGGACUCAGAACUAUGGGACAUUAUUUGUGAUGGUCCUCAUGUUCCUGUAAACAAAGAUGAAGCUGACAUGGAAACCACUCUAAAAACGAGGCAAGAAUAUAAUGAGGUAGACAGGAAGGCUGUAAAGAAGAACUCAUGUACAACUGCUAAAGAGAUCUGGGAAGCUCUCCAAACUGCCCAUGAAGGAACAUCUCAGGUAAAAAACUCCAAGAUUGACAUGCUCACUACAGAGUAUGAGUUGUUCAAAAUAAAAGAGGACAGAUCUAUCCACGACAUGCACACUAGAUUCACCUCUUUAAUCAACAAACUCAGCUCUCUAGGAGAGGUUAUCACAUCUAUCAAGAUGGUAAGGAAAUUACUCGGAGUUUUGCCCGAUUCUUGGGACAUCAAAGUAAAUGCCAUCUAUGAAGCCAAAGAUCUCGCUAAGCUGACUGUUGAUGAAAUAAUAGGAAAUCUCAAGACAUAUGAGAUAAAGAUGACCUUGAAGAAGGAAGAAAAGAAUGAAGCAAAAAGGGAGAGAAAUCUCGUUCUUUAA